AUGCAGACGAUUGCCAAUGAUUUGGCCCUAUUUAAGCUGAAGUCUCCCGUCAGGCCGGCGGACAAUGUCGCCAUCAUUUCGCUGAACCGCAAUGAAACCCUCGAGGCGGGCACCAAUUUGACGCUCUUCGGCUUUGGCCUGACCAAUGGAAUGCGCCCUCGGCCGGCUCAAAAUCUGCAGAAGGCUUCGCUGCGUUCGCUCGAUGAGGAUCAGUGUCGGGAGUUUGUGGAGGAGAUGGGCCUGAGGAAGAGUCCGGGGAUGAUCUGCACGCAGACGGAUGGGAAGUCGGCGUGUAAUGGUGACAGCGGUGGGCCGCUGGUGCUGGGCAGUGGUGGAUCGGAUGUGAGGCAGGUCGGAAUCGUCUCCUUCGGCGUCAUGUUCUGCCCGAAGGGCGCCAUCAACGUCUACACCAAUGUCGCCCACUACACGGACUGGAUCAGUGAGAAUAUGGGGCAAAGUUAG
Messenger RNA from Rhagoletis zephyria (snowberry fruit fly), 462 nucleotides. The record is from RefSeq and is a predicted model, not a curated record. Lineage: Eukaryota; Metazoa; Arthropoda; Insecta; Diptera; Tephritidae.